GACCACGGCCGACAAGUUCGUCCACCACGCCCGCCGCCAGCCGUCGCUGCAUCUUCAGUCCCCGGCUGCCAGAACCCUAGAAGAGACCUCCUUUCUGGAGAGAGAGAGAGAGAGGACGGCCAUGGAGAAGCUGGACGAGAGCAAGUUCGAGCAGCGGCUGGAGCUGUGGGCGCUCCGCAUCCCCCGCGAGCACGCCUCCGCCGUCACGCGCCUCCUACGCUCCGGUUAUCUACUGGACAAGCCACGGGUUAAGCCUGUAGUUGAGGAUCCCGAGAGUGACAAGAACCGCCUCGUCGUGCUGUCCGAGAGGAUUCAGAAGCCUGAUUUGUCUGACAUGCCAGAGCAGGUGCACAAUUCUUUGAAGCAACUGUGCAAUGUCGAUGUUGUACCUUAUACGUUGACCCUUGGUUAUUCAUAUUGGAGUGCAGAUCAUAUUCUGAGGCAAAUCCUGCCUGCUGGAGUGGAGGUACCCUCUUCGUUUGAAACAAUUGGUCAUAUUGCUCAUCUGAACAUAUCUGAUGACUUGCUAGUGUAUAAAGAUGUCAUAGCAAAGGUUAUCUAUGAUAAAAAUUAUCCAAGGAUUCAGACGCUGGUGAAUAAAGUUGGGACUAUUACAAAUGAAUUUAGAGUUCCGAAAUUUGAGAUUUUAGCAGGGAAAAACGAUAUGGUUACUGAAGUUAAACAAUAUGGUGCUACAUUUAGACUUGAUUAUGGUUCGGUCUACUGGAAUUCGAGACUUGAGCAUGAGCACAUUAGAUUGGUUUCUCUUUUUAAUAAAGGAGAUGUUAUAUGUGACAUGUUUGCUGGUAUUGGCCCAUUUUCAAUCCCGGCUGCUCAAAAAGGAUGUGUUGUAUAUGCCAAUGACUUGAAUCCAGAGAGUAUUCAUUAUCUAAGAACGAAUGCGAAGAUUAACAAGGUGGAGGAUUGUAUAUUCACCUACAAUAUGGACGCUAGAGUGUUCAUGCAAAAUUUGAUGAGUGUGCCUGGUUCAGAAAGUAUGUCAGACUAUCAAGUUGCUGCUGUUGAUUCCUAUCCUGGAGUAAUGGUCCCUGCUAAUGAAAAUUCGUCUUCAAAUGGAAAUCACAACGAUGUUCAAGAGAACUGUCAAAAUAAUACAAAUGACUACUCUCUGGUAAGCACUACUGCCAAAAAGCGACUACAAGGUGCAAAAGAAGGUGAACCUGACUGCCAAGGUGAAGAUGCUAGUCUGACAAAAAAGAGGAACAAUAAGAGAGUAAGAGGCUCAGGACCACCACCUGCCAAGCCAUGGGAACACGUUGAUCAUGUGCUGAUGAAUCUACCUGCUUCUGCUCUGCAGUUCCUCGAUUGUUUUGACGGUCUAGUCCAAAAGAAAUACUGGACAGGGUCACUACCUUGGAUCCACUGUUAUUGUUUCAUCCGUUCAAGUGAAUCUGAAGAGUCAAUAUUAUCUGAAGCACAGAAUAAAUUGAAUGCUGAGAUAGCAGAACCAAUAUUCCAUAGGGUUCGUGAUGUUGCACCAAACAAGGCUAUGUUUUGUUUAAGUUUCAAGCUACCUAUGGAGUGUCUUAAGGAGGACACAAAGAAUCACAUUCAAUCAGUCGCCUAGUAGACCCUGCCAUAUUGUACUGCCGAAGUUAUCCAUGUCCUGCCAGUAGUUUUGGAGCUUCACUAAAGAAAUUGCAACUGUGCUGAAAAUUCUGGGGUUUUCAUGGAGAUUGAUCUCGCCAUUUCAUGGUGAAGAGGGAUUAACAGGGCAUUCCUGACACUCUUAUAUGUGUGAUCGGUUGUCAUAUAACCAUGGAAGAUGCCUUUGGUGGCUGAAAUCAUGACGUUGGUAGAACCAUCUGAUUCAGAAGUGCGCUGCUAUUGAUUUACAGGUAGUACACGGUUACAUAGUUUCGCAUGGAUUCGUACCUUCACAGCUUCUCGUGUUCAAAGCUAUCCGGAUCCAAGUUUUUGGUUUUGGUCAUGUAAAAGACUGAAAAAAAUAUCAGUAUGAAUAUUUCAUUUCUUCAGUGUA
Messenger RNA from Phragmites australis (common reed), 2002 nucleotides. RefSeq names its product tRNA (guanine(37)-N1)-methyltransferase-like. The transcript has 11 exons. The record is from RefSeq and is a predicted model, not a curated record. Gene Ontology annotation, biological process: tRNA N1-guanine methylation. The coding region runs from base 122 to 1588 and encodes 488 amino acids. Lineage: Eukaryota; Viridiplantae; Streptophyta; Magnoliopsida; Poales; Poaceae. Gene Ontology annotation, cellular component: cytoplasm.